This is a messenger RNA of Adineta steineri, 2652 nucleotides long. NCBI's taxonomy places the organism in Eukaryota, Metazoa, Rotifera, Eurotatoria, Adinetida, Adinetidae. The record is from the annotation of a GenBank genome assembly.
AUGAAUGUCAACUCAUCAUGUUAUGGUUUAUUUGUCGAUAUCAAUGAUACUCUUUAUUGUUCAAUGUCUACUCAUCAUCAAGUAGUGAAAAGAUCGUUGAAUGCUCCUGUAAUGACUUCAAACCGUGUUGCCGCUGGAACAGGUACUUUCGGAUUAGCCUCGAAUCAACUUGCUGGUCCUCAUGGAAUUUUUGUCGAUGUAAAUUUUGAUUUAUAUGUGGCAGAUUGUAACAAUCAUCGAGUGCAGUUGUUCCAAACGGGAGAAUCAAAUGGUAUCAUAGUAGCUGGCGAGACAUCACCAUAUCCAACAAUUACACUUUGGUUUCCAAAUGGAAUUAUAUUAGAUGCUGAGAAAUAUUUAUUUGUUGUGGAUGGACGCAACAUCAAUGGUCGCAUUGUUGGUUCGGGCUUGAAUGGUUUUCGAUGUUUAGUUGGAUGUUAUGGGUGGGGUUCACAAUCCAAUCAACUGUAUGAUCCAUUGACUUUGAGUUUUGAUCAUUCGGGAAACAUGUUUGUUACUGAUCAAAAUAACCAUCGAAUUCAAAAAUUCUUACUGAUGAAGGAUUCUUUUGCUCUUUCAUUCAAUCGGCCAAAGUUUUGUUCAAAUUCCAGCUGGUAUGCCAAUGGAACUACCACUGCUAAUCAAUUGAUUGUUGGUUCGCAACCUCGCGCCAUUUUUGUAACCACAAACAACACAAUCUAUGUUGCUAAUCAAGAAAACAACGCAAUCCUAAUGUGGGAUGAAGAGAGUGUCAAUCCAAUAAAGAUCAUUUCCGGUAAUUUUACAGAACCCUUGUCUCUCUUUGUGACAUUAAGUGAUGAUAUUUAUAUUGAUGAUGGUGCUACGAAUGGUCGAGUGCUGAAAUGGAAUGCAGAGACAAAUACCUAUGUCGCGGUGAUGAAUGUCAACUCAUCAUGUUAUGGUUUGUUUGUUGAUAUCAAUGAUACUCUUUAUUGUUCAAUGUCUACGCAUCAUCAAGUAGUGAAAAGAUCAUUAAAUGAUCCUGUGAUCACUUCAAAUCGUGUCGCUGCUGGAAUAGGUAUUGAAGGAUCACGCUCGAAUCAACUUUCGUAUCCUCGUGGAAUCUUUGUCGAUGUAAAUUUCGAUUUAUAUGUGGCAGAUUGUGGAAAUAAUGCAGUUCGACUGUUUCAGCAGGGAGAAUCAAAUGGGAUCAGCAUAGUUAUAAAUCCAUUUACAAUGAAACCUCGUUGUCCAACUGGAAUUAUAUUAGAUGCUGAGAAAUAUUUAUUCAUUGUAGAUUCAGGCAAUCAUCGCAUUGUUGGUUCAGGUGUAACUGGUUUUCGAUGUUUAGUUGGAUGUGAUGGAAAGGGUUCACAGUCCAACCAAUUGGCACUUCCAUUUAGUUUUAGUUUCGAUCAUUCGGGAAACAUGUAUGUGACUGAUCAAGAAAAUUCUAGAAUUCAAAAAUUUAACUAUGCAAAAAAAUAUUGUGGUACUCUAGUAAAUAUUCAACUCAAUUAUUCAUCGAAAUUAACUGAAGAUAGUCCAACAUAUUAUCGAGACUGUCAAGUACCGCAAUGUCAUUAUGAAACUUUACAAAUUCAUGUUAAUAUAACAGAUCCAAAAGAAAGCAGCUGUGUGAUCGGUGAUCAAUGUAACACUUAUAUCAAAGGGAUUGGUUUGACACUCGAUGAUAUUUUACGCGAUGAACUUCAACCGAACAAAGUGUUGAAUAAUCAAUCAUUUUCGAUUAAAUUCAGUGCGGGUUUAACAAUAAUUAUGUUUGUCGCAGGAUUAAUCAAUAGUGUUCUUUCUUUUAUUACAUUUCAACAUAAAGAUUCUCAACAAGUUGGAUGUGGAAUGUAUCUAUUGACAUCAUCGAUUACUUCUCUUUUAACAAUUAGUAUGUUUAUAAUUAAAUUCUGGUUUGUUGUUCUUACUCAUAUCAAUGUGUCCACUAGUCUCGCUGUUCUUCGUGGAGGUUGUGCGUCUAUUGAAUCAAUUCUAAAACUUUUUCUCUACUUGGAUGGUUGGCUUAAUGCUUGUGUAGCAGUUGAACGAGCACUACUUCUUUUUCAAGGAGUAAAUUUUAAUAAGAAAAAGAGCAAAUUUAUUGCUAAACGAACAAUUCUUAUUUUACCAUUCUGUAUUUUUGGUACUCUUAUUCACGAGUUCGUAUUUCGCAGAUUGUUCGUUUAUGAAACAGGACUAGAUAAGACAGAUACGAAUAAGACGAAUGAAGACACAAACAAUCGAUAUGUAUCAUGUAUCACUCAUUAUUCUCCUUCGAUCCAAGAUUACAAUACAGCCGUUCUAUUUUUUCAUCUUGUUGGUCCAUUUAUUGUCAAUCUUUUCUCUGCAUUAUUUAUCAUCUUUGGAGGUGCUCAACAACGAUCAACGGCACGACCUAACCAAAAUUUUAAAGAACAUAUUAAAGAACAAUUCCGUGAACAUAAACAAUUGAUUAUUAGUCCAAUAGUUUUACUCGUUUUAUCAAUACCUCGUCUCAUCAUUUCAUUACUUCCUGGUUGUGCGAAAACAUCUGAGAAGUUGUGGUUGUAUCUUGGAGCAUAUUUCAUUUCAUUUACUCCUUCAAUGCUAAUUUUUCUCAUCUUUGUCUUUCCUUCAGAAUUGUAUAUGAAAGCGUUUAAACAAUCGUUCAAUUGUAUUCGAAGGCGUACUCCUCCAUAA